AAUGCGCCCCGUCUUCACGUCUAAUAAAAGCUCCGAGACGAUUAACAACCCUUCAUCUUCUGUGUUAAAUAAAUUAGAAUAUAUUAAAAAUACAAUGUGUGUUUACCGGAGUGGUCGAAAAACAUGGACUAGUUGGUAUGUUGGAUCGCGCUGAAAAUACAAACAAAAACAGUCUGAGCAGGUAUAAUCGAUAUAACAAAACGUCAUUUGUGGAAAAUGAAUGGUAAUCUGUCUCCUAUAGCUAAGAAUCGUAAACACAAAGAAGAAAUGAAGGAGCAGAUCGUAGCGCAAGUACAUAAAACAGUUAUUUCUACUAAUAAUAGUGAUGAUUAUCAAAAUUCCGAACCCGAAUCAAAUAGGACGUACACAAAAUAUGAAGACAACAAUGAAAACAUAAGUUUGCAUACUCCCAGCAGAGAGAUCUCGGUGGAUGGUGAAAGUCAAAUUAAUUCGAAAAUAUUAUCCUUAAUAGAAACUGAAAUGAAAAGGGAUAUAAAUAGACAUUCUCAUUUCACCGAUUCUAGACCUCAAAGUUUAAGUUUUUACGAAGACGAAAAAAUGCCAGAGGAAUUGUCUGGAAAUUUGGAACUUCUCAGUCCGGAAGAAAGAAAGCAUUAUAAAAAACGAAAAGAAUACCUCCAAAUGGACACUGAUGAAAUGAACGCGUACAAUUCGUUACAAGUCGCUCAUAGUGGAAGAGAUCCUGACGAUAUAAUGACUUCUUCUCUAAAAAAAUCAAAAUCAAAGAAGAAAAGACACAUAGAGUCUGAAAUGGGAAUGGGAGAUAGCAGAGAAAUGAUGAUUCCUAAAGAAAAGAAAAAGAGUAAAAAGAAAAGAAGAGAUGUAUCUCCAGCAAAUUCUAGUAAUACUAAGAGGAAACAUAAAAAGAGAGAAGAAGAUUACGAUCUUCGGAACGAUAUCGCAGUCGCCUUAGAAGAACUUCAGGAUGACGUUUUCGAAACUACUCCUGAAUUUAAUUCAAAACCGGAUAAAAUGAAAAAGAGCCCCAGGAAAUCUGAUAAACUGUAUAUACAGAAGAAAACCAAAUUUGAAGUAACCCCUAGAUCUAAAAGCGCUUUAUUGCACAGACAACUAUCGAUAGACAACGUGGACGACAAUUUUGGAAAAAAGUGCGCAGUUUAUCCAUUAGAAAUCUCUAUUUGUUUUCAAAAAUGGUGGUUACGUUUUUCUACGUUAUGUCACGGUCUUCUUGGGGGAUUAGGCUUAGGACAUUGGUUAUAUAUAAUUUGCAAUUUUAACCAACAAGAUACUAGUUUUUUAAUUCACUACGCUUAUUAUAGUGACAUAUAUGUCGGGAUGUUCUUCGCUUUAUGUGUCUUAUGUCUUGUAUCAGUUUUUGACAGGAUUGACACUGCUCACUUUGAAAAAAAUUGCCUGAAAGAGUGUUGGAAUCAGAAAAGGAUUUCUGUAAUAGUUUUAUUGUAUUCUGUUUGUUUGAUUAUUCAUCUAGCUACAUUCAAGUUCGACAACCAGUUCGCAACGUUAGCAUAUCAAACUUUUAAUGAAACACUUGUAAAUAACAUUACCAAAAGUGAUGUAAGUACAUGGAAUCACUUAUCACUUUGGAGGUCACUGCUAGCUUUUACAGCUUGGAUUUUAGUUGGCUUGGGACCAACAAAUGACCUACUAUAUCAACACUUGAAAAAUCUCGAAACAUAUCUACCGACUAAAUGAUAAUUCAUUAUUGUUUACAUGUUGUAUAAUUUGUGAUAUUUUAUUUAAAUAUUGUUCUAAGACUGUUAAGAUUGUUUAAGAAAGUAGUAUAUAACCAGCAAACCAAAUAAUGUGUCUAAGAAAUUUUGGACAAUAUAAUUUGAAAAUUAAA
Molecule: messenger RNA, 1846 nt
Organism: Diorhabda sublineata
Lineage: Eukaryota; Metazoa; Arthropoda; Insecta; Coleoptera; Chrysomelidae
Exons: 6
Coding region: 217-1695 (492 amino acids)
Biological process (GO): cilium assembly
Cellular component (GO): ciliary transition zone
Source: RefSeq, a predicted model, not a curated record